Molecule: messenger RNA, 1436 nt
Organism: Wyeomyia smithii (pitcher-plant mosquito)
Lineage: Eukaryota; Metazoa; Arthropoda; Insecta; Diptera; Culicidae
Product: delta-like protein 1
Exons: 4
Coding region: 174-1301 (375 amino acids)
Biological process (GO): anatomical structure development; cell communication
Cellular component (GO): membrane; cell surface; extracellular region
Molecular function (GO): calcium ion binding; signaling receptor binding
Source: RefSeq, a predicted model, not a curated record
CUCCAGAUCCCGUCCGCGUCAAACGUUCGAUCGUGUGUUCACCGCGCGCGGCCUUCUGAAUAGUUCCCCACAACAACAAAAGCAACAGCUCGAGUUCCGAAUUUCUCACGCCCCAACUUCGAGUUUCGAGAGUACCAAACAACGGCGGUUCUGUCCAGCUAGAUGAAGCGAUAAUGAGCAAUAACUGCUACUAUCAGAUCAUAAUUGUGGCGGUGGCGAUCGGCGGCAACAUCCUCAGCUGGCCCACGGCGGAAGCCGUUCGUUAUGUUCCAAAAUGGAAGAAACAGGCCUGUGAGCUACCUUCCGCACAGAACGAGUACUCGCAUUACGUGUGCGACGACAAUGGCGACGUCAAGUGCUUACCCGGAUGGACCGGGGAUCUGUGCGACGUACCAAUUUGCAAGAAAGGAUGCGAUCCUCUGAACGGAUACUGCAAGCGACCGAAUGAGUGUCGCUGCAAGCUUGGAUUCUACGGGGAUAACUGCAAUCGUUGCAUUCCACUGCCCGGCUGUCAGCAUGGCGGUUGUCAAAUGUCCUUUGAAUGCGUUUGCCAUAAAGGCUGGGAUGGAAUCUUCUGUUCUGAACCAAUCUGUCGAGAAGACUGUCAUCCAUCCCGUGGAUACUGUGAAAAACCGGGCGAAUGUCGCUGCCGUUUGGGAUGGUCAGGCCCCACCUGUCGGGCCUGUCAAGUCCUACCUGGAUGCCAACACGGCACGUGUACGAAACCACUAGAAUGCAAAUGUCUGCCUGGCUGGACCGGAAUUCUAUGUCAAACGCCAAUUUGCGCUAACAACUGUAGCCGUGACCAUGGUUACUGUCGCCGUCCCGGCGAGUGUCGUUGUCGUGUUGGCUGGAUGGGAGAUGAAUGCAGCAAGUGCCAUCCCUACCCUGGCUGUAAGAACGGCGACUGCCGCAGACCCUGGGAAUGCAACUGCAAGCCGGGUUGGGGAGGAAUGCUUUGCGACGAAGAGUUAAAUUAUUGUGAAAAGAAUCCCAACACUUGCCAGAACGGCGGAAAAUGUACUUCUAUGAUAAAGGACGAUGGUUUCUAUCGAUGCGAAUGCCCAUCUGGUUAUAAGGGAAUGCGCUGCGAAAUUUUGCCGCCAUCGAUGAUGGUCAGUUCGACAAGCACAACGGUGGCUACUACGAGUACUACCGAAAUGGCCGACAGUCCGGAGGAGCAAGAACACGAACAAAUGACCAGCUUGAGGCUACAGAUCGGGAAUGUAACGACGCAAUUUCCCGACGAUGAUGACUUGAGCGAUGAGUUCAGCGCUGAAGACGUUGAUAACGAAGCCUAAAUGAUGAAUCAAAAUUUCUCUAACACGAAAGAGCAUUUACUUAUUUAUUAUUUAUGAAACAUAUUUAUUAAACAAAACAAUUAAGCUGCUAGACCAGUAAACUACUUGCUAUUCCUUCGGAAGACUUUCCAACAA